Messenger RNA from Cercocebus atys (sooty mangabey), 714 nucleotides. RefSeq names its product chromosome unknown open reading frame, human C11orf21. The transcript is spliced from 5 exons. The record is from RefSeq and is a predicted model, not a curated record. NCBI's taxonomy places the organism in Eukaryota, Metazoa, Chordata, Mammalia, Primates, Cercopithecidae. The coding region runs from base 1 to 714 and encodes 237 amino acids.
AUGAUAGUUGCAUCCGCCUCGCUGUCUGUCUGUCAACAUCGCCCUAGGACCAAGCUGCUGGGUGCCCCGGAAGAAGGGCAGGCAGGAAGAGGAGGGGCAGUGAGAUUGGCUCCCCCCUCAACCUCACCCUGGUGCCCCCAGCCCAGCCCAAGACACCAGGGCGUUUGCCGACAUCUGAGGCCCUUCUUGGUGUGGCCACCGAGGACGGUGCUGAGAGGGGGAAGGUCAUGGGCAGGGCUGGGUGUGGGAUGCAGAGGAAACAGUGCCUGGGGAAGAGGAGGUGAGCUUUCUUUCUCUAACCUUGACCUCCCUGGAGCUGGUGAGGCAGGCCUGGAACACCACCCGUUUAUGGGGUGCCUCUUCGCCAGCGCUGUGCCCAGGUGGCCUCACUUGUCAUCUCAAAGUGGCGUCAAACUCCCGGACAGGUGGACGGGAACCCUAGGCUGGCCCUCCAGAGACCAGGAGGCCCCUGGCUCAGGGAUGCCACCUGCAGCUGCCCAGCCCUCCGCCCAUGACACCUUUGUUCCACCUGCCACCGCUCAUGAAACUACGGAUCACCCAGUUCUGCACUGGCUUGCCUGCUGCUGCUGUUUCAGUUUACCUGGGCAGUUGCCCCUGGUUAUCCGGCUGGGGUGGGACUUGGACUUAGAAGCAGGCCCCUCCUCUGGGAGGCUGUGUCCUCGGGCCAGGAGGUGGCAGCCUCUACCUUCCUGA